UGGACCUGUACGGAAACACCGAACGGCCCCGCCCCCAAAGUGAGGUCCUUGCCACGGGCGCCGCCAUGUUUCCUGGCCGGAAGAGGCUCUCUUAUUGUGCUCGGGGUAAAACAUGCUGCGGAGCAGCAAGUAGGGCCCGACGCUGAGCCCUGAAACUAGCGGGGGUUACUUGGGGACUCUAGGGUGAGGUGAAAUGGUGAGAGUUUUGUAUCGGUAGAAUAGGAGGUAGACAGGUCGCCUGGGUUUCCUUCCCAUACUUAACGGUAGGGCCCUCUCCUGUCCGUGCUCAAGUUUUCCCAAGACGCCCUAGUCAGCCCAGUGGGGGAUCGAAUUCUUUUGACUUCGGCGCUCCGUCGCCAGAGACGUUUGGGACGUCGGCCGUAUUCCGCCCUUCCUCCCGUGGACGUGGGACAGUGCCCCCUGGCAUGGCGACGCUCCGGACCCUGCACUCCCUCCGCCGGCUCCGGGGCCGCGCAGGGCGGGCUGCAGACGUGCCCCUCCGAGCUGCAAGCCUUGGCGCCGGCCUGCUCUACCCCGAGCACAUCCCCACCUCCCCGCUGCAGAAGGCGCUGCUGGCCGCCGGCUCUGCGGGAAUGGCCCUCUACAACCCGUAUCGCCACGACAUGGUCGCAGUUCUAGGGGAGACCACAGGGUGCCAUGCCCUGAAGAUCCUCAGGGACCAAAUGAGGAGGGAUCCAGAGGGUGCCCAGAUCCUACAGGAGCGUCCCCGGAUCUCACUGUCCACCCUUGAUCUGGACAAGCUGCAGAGUCUGCCUGAGGGCUCCCUUGGCCGCGAGUAUCUCCAUUUCCUGGAUGCAAAUAGGGUCUCCCCAGACACCCGAGCACCCACACGAUUCGUGGACGAUGAGGAGCUAGCGUACGUGAUCCAGCGGUACCGGGAAGUGCACGACAUGCUCCACACCCUGCUGGGGAUGCCCACCAACAUCCUGGGGGAAAUCGUGGUGAAGUGGUUUGAGGCUGUCCAGACUGGCCUGCCCAUGUGUAUCCUGGGUGCACUCUUUGGACCGAUCCGACUCAGUGCCCAGAGCCUGCAAGCACUGGUCUCAGAGCUGAUCCCAUGGGCAGUUCAGAGUGGGCGCAGAGCCCCGUGUGUCCUCAACCUGUACUUCGAGCGGCGCUGGGAGCAGCCCCUGAGGGCUCUACGGGAGGAGCUGGGCAUCAGAGACCCCCCUGUGCAGGUCGGGGGCCUGGCCUAGGCCCUGAGCCACCGAGCCAGGGGGGCCCGGCCUGGCUUCCUGACUCCCGCACCCACCCCAGCUUCCCCUCGGGGCAGAGGGCUCCUUUGCCACUACCUUUGUUCCUUUAAGAACACUGACCCUUGGACAUCAUCUGUCAUGAUUUGUCAUAACCACUGCUGAGUGGCUUUGAGGACCAACCCAGGAAGGAGCAGGCAGCACAGGGCGGCUCCAGGGAGGCAGGAGCUGCCCAAAGAGAACCACCCGUGAGCAGGAAUCAGCCAUCUAGGCUCGUGCUGGAAUGUCUCAGGUCUACAAGCCCUGUUUCAGAGCCCUCCCUGCCAGCCACGGUGUUCUGGUGCCAGGCCGGGCAGCCUUCAGGAGGAGGGCUGCACCCAAUUCCAAAGACCUGAGAAGACGGAGGCGAGUCGGCUGUCUGCAUAAAGGCUCCUGUCAGGUCGAGCACCUGCCUCUGCCCUUACCCAGUGCUGCCCGUGACCCCGGCAGCCCUGGGCCAUGGAGCAGCGCCAAGGGCAGACGUUCCCUUUAGCCUGCGCUUCAGCCGCUUGUCCCAACUCCUCCGGUCUGAAGUUGGACAGACUAGGAUUCAAAUUCCCAACUCCCCCUAGCAGAGGAACUUAAAGCAAUCCUUUCCCUUCUCUGAGCCCAUUUUUCAUCAUCAGUAAAAGGGGACCGAAAACAGCCGCCACCGGCCAGGGUUACUGUGGGGGUUUCAUGAGGUGGCCCUCAGAAGGGCUUCGGAGGAAGGGCCCGAGGGGCAGGCGUUGUUUAUCACUGCGCUUGCAGGUGGGGGGAGGCAGUCGCAAGGCUGCAUGUUCUUUCUGGAGUGGGAACGAGGCGUUUUCCUUGCGUCAAAGCCAAGGAGUGGGGACCGGCAGGGUGAAAAGUAUCAUCUGGAGAAUGUGUGGCCCCGGCUUGGGGUUUAGAACCAGAAACACUCAAGAUAGCAGAGCCUUUAGAGUUUUGGGGGGCCAGCUCCUCGUUGUGUGGGUAGGGCAACUAAGGCCCAAAUAUGAGCAAAGAAUUGCCUGGAUUAAUUAGAAUCCAGGCCAAAAGACCUCCUGGUUCAUUUUCCUAUGCCUCAGUUUCCCUAUCGAUAAUGAGGGCUACAGUUUAUAGCUGUACUGUGUGCCUGAACACUUGAGGUGCAUCAGCACAUGGAUGCCUUCAGCAACCCAGCAGUGGAGGUGGCACUAGUAUUUUACUAAUGAGCAGAACUGGGGCUGGAGCCAGGGUUGUCCAAAGACCUGCCCAGCAUUGCCACACCAGUGUCUCAGCCUCCUUUGUGCCCACCACAUCCCAGUCCAGUGGCCCAUAGGAGACUGAAGGCCUGUUUUGGAACCAUGGCCUUGUUAAAAGGGAAGCCUUGUCCUGAGUUCUUUGAAUUUCUGCAGAAGGAGGAAGGGAUUGGGGAGCUCCCAGACCUCCAUCUGUGCAGUGUAGGACACCUUUCCAGACUGCCAGCUGUCCACAGCUUUCCAGGGCCCCAGGCACCCCUAACUGCAAGUCAGUAAAAGAACAGUGCCACGGUUGGGGGAGAAAGGUCAGACCGUCAGAUGGCUGCCUCUGCUCAGCUGGGGCACUCCCCUGCUCCAGCCACUAGGUACCUGGAGGACCUGGGCCUUUACGGCACUUGAGAGAUGGGCACUGACAACAGGAUUAGCUGGGAAUGGAGUCACAUCUCCACAGGGUGGCAUUUUUGUCACCCGCUCAUGACUGGAGGAAAAUUAUACUGGCAAUAGCUACCUCUUACUGUGUUCUUACCAUAGCCUGUGAGUCCCUGCCAACUUCUAGAAACUUCCAUUCUUCAUCCCAAUAAACCAUGUUGGUCUUCUUAC
Messenger RNA from Manis pentadactyla (Chinese pangolin), 3055 nucleotides. It is a transcript of the gene COQ4, whose product is annotated as coenzyme Q4. The record is from RefSeq and is a predicted model, not a curated record. Lineage: Eukaryota; Metazoa; Chordata; Mammalia; Pholidota; Manidae. Gene Ontology annotation, biological process: ubiquinone biosynthetic process. The transcript is spliced from 7 exons. Bases 426 to 1217 code for a protein of 263 amino acids. Gene Ontology annotation, cellular component: mitochondrial inner membrane; mitochondrion.